AUGUCAGAAAAGCUGCUUGAUGAUACUGCUGCUGGAUCGGGUUCCUCGGCUGUAACCCCUGAGCACGUCAACAUCAAUGUGGUGGGAUCCACACAUAGAAAGGGAAGCGACGACCAUGAAUACGAGGAGCCUUUUGAUAUCUCAUUAUCCAAGUUCGACAAGGAGAAUGGCGUAAAGACUAUCCUCUCCCUUGUUUUCAUGAUGGUUUUUAUGAUCGGAUUACCAAUUGCUCUAUACUUUGGCCUUCGUAACGUCCUUGGCACACUUUAUGCAUUACUUAUUUCCGGUAUCCCGCCUUUGCUGCAUGUCAUUAUCACGUUUAUUCGGCACCGUCGUCUCGAUUUUCUUGGGAUUCUUGUUGUUUUGGCGUUUAUCCUUUCUGCAGUGAUAUCACUGGUCACUGGUGACGAACGAGCUACUUUGUUGCGUGAUUCAGCGACCACUAUGCUCAUUGCCGUCCUUUUCAUGUUGACCUUGAUCCCAUUUCGCACACGAUGGCUUAACAUCUAUCCAAUCACAUGGACCAUAUUCAAAAGGGCAUACUAUGAUACAGUCACGCCUUAUCAUUGGAGAAACGAAAAUGGUGAUCGCCAUGAAAUGCCAUUCAGUGAUUUUAUAUGGCUGUACAUUCCAAAAGCUCGAACAUAUAACUACACGCUGACAGCCGCCUAUUCGAUUGCUUUGACGGCAGCAUUUAUAGCUCGUGUGAUUAUGAUUGAAGCCUCAAACAUGUCCGUUCACCAGAUAGUGCUAUAUGGCAAUGUCAUUCUCGGCGUCUUCAUAGCGAUUGCUGCCAUCGCCACUGUUUGGGCUGCUAUCUUGAUACAAGCAUCGUGCGUGAAAUGGGCUAAAGCGAAUGAUUACACCGAGCAAUAUAAUAAGCAUAUAGCUAACUACCACGAAUCAGCCAAUCUUUAG
This is a messenger RNA of Lichtheimia ornata, 918 nucleotides long. RefSeq lists its product as uncharacterized. NCBI's taxonomy places the organism in Eukaryota, Fungi, Mucoromycota, Mucoromycetes, Mucorales, Lichtheimiaceae. The transcript is spliced from 2 exons. The coding region runs from base 1 to 918 and encodes 305 amino acids. The record is from RefSeq and is a predicted model, not a curated record.